UUGUGCCCGAUGGAGAAUGUAUGGAUCCAUGUCCACAGACUAUUAGAUAACGUACAGUGCGGGACGAUUGGACGGCCCCCUUUGCGCCGCUAUUCUUUGCUUUCGCUCCGGUCGUUCUUAACUUAGAAUCGCCUGCUUUUUCGAUCUGCCCGUCGCUGCAAGUAUAGAUACUGCUGUGAUCCUUUGUUUCGGGUGUGCAAUCAUUUUCGUCUCAGACUGUUUGUUGGCGGUAGAUUCCUUCCUGCUGAGGUGAGGUAGUCGAUCAAUCGGUGUUGGCUGAUCGGAUAGGGUCUGGAUAUCACAGUAGCUGCAGUCGUAAAGAUUGUAAGAGGAAUUGUGACCGAGUGGGGCUUGUGAUUCCAUGGAUAGUGACUGCCUGCGUGGGAACGGAGGGGGCCAGUCUGGGUUGGUGACAGAUUCUCAGGUUGGAAGUGUGGGGUCACUUACCAUGAGGCGGCGAAUGAAGGUAUGAGAGGAGCUCUUAGAGCGGGAGUAUCGUGAAUGGAUGGGAGUGGAAGAUUGUUGGGCCCACGGGUUUUGAGUGAUCGAGUAGCUAUUGAGUGAAGCAGUGGGCGACACGAGGUUCGCAACGAUUUUGUUACAGCAUACUGGCGAGGGCUUUAGGAAAUCUGCGUUGAUUACGAGGCUACAUCGGUAGAACCAAGAUAGAUUGUGAGAUCAACGUGAACUGAGUGAAGAAAUCGUUUUACAUCGAGAAUGGUGGGCGUACAAGGUGCUGGGAGCCCAAGAGCUAGAGGGCCUUGCGGUUCAGACUCACCUGCUGAAACGGAGGAUCCCAGCUACUGUAAUCUUUCACUUGCUGUGGACUGCACCCUUUCGCUAGGGUCGAUCGCAUCGCGGACAGACAUCCCUUCCCUGCUCUCGCGCGCCGGAUCGCCUGAACAGGACCUCGCUUGGUCGCUGUCAGUGCGAUCGGAGGUGGUGGAACGCGACCGAAGUGAUCAGGACAUGUCGUGGGGUGGUAGUAGUAAUCACAGUGAUCAUGAUGUCUCCCCCGAGUACUAUCCUCAGGUUUCUGAAAGGGGAGGGCGCCUUACUAGUGGAGGUAGAAAGAGUUUUAAGGCAUGGCCACGGUCGUCUGCGAUAUCAUACAAGAAUGACGUUAAUACCUCUAAAGCAUUGUAUAGCAUGGUAGAGGAUCAGACGUGUGGUAAUCGUUCCAUACGACAACCAUGGCUGCCCGACUAUUUAGCUUCGAGUGCCGCGGUGGAGGCUAAACCUGCUUCCAGACUCGAGCAAGAUGGCGAUGGCUGUGCACGUGUGUGUGCCCAUUGUGGUACGUCGAAGACGCCUCUCUGGAGGAAUGGACCUGGUGGACCAAAGUCUCUUUGUAAUGCCUGCGGGAUUCGCUUCAAGAAAGCUGGGCGAAGGUCAGCUGCCAAUGGUUCAUCCGAAUCGCAGACUCCUCACCCUGGCGUUACUAAGGUUGCGAAGCGGAAAUCUGCGAACGAUGAUCAGCAUUACUGGGUGUUUCCUCCUGAAGCAAAAUCAAGGAAGAGAAGCAGGGGUUCUCUACUUCGGACGUCAGAGAGUCUUUUAUCCGAAAGUUGUAUGACAUGGCAAUCUCCCUUGUUUGCAUCCUCGCCCAAGAGUACAUUGCACCGAGAUUUCCGAGCCUCACCAGUCGUCCGCAUCCAAGAUAAGGAGUUGAAUAUGCAUGUGGGUUCAUUCUCUUCAGACGAAGAAGAAGGAGCUGUGCUGUUGAUGGCACUCUCAUGCGGCAUGGUGAACGCCUGACCUUGUUAGGUCGUACUAUUCUGGGUCAUGUUUGAAAUGCACCAAAUUUGGUCGCAUAAGGCUUUGUAAAUACAUUCAAGAGAACUUAUUUCCAUAGUUGAUCGAGUUUAGUUGAAGAAAUCGGCGACUCUCUUAAAUGCUUGGCAGCCACUUAGCUAUACUCGUAGUUUGUUCUUGGAGUAGCCAUGGCUUUUUCUGCAGUGGAGUAGACACUACAUACCUUUUGUGGCUGAUCCUCAGAAGUGCACUGAUGAUAAAUUUUGCCUGUUUCCGAUUGUAAUGUAGGUAGUGGUAUCUAUUUGGUUUUGGUAGCAAAGAUUAGUCCAGCAAUGUUUAGCUGAGAUUUCCACCAGCUUCCUCUUUUCAUCUUUUCGAUGAAGGAAGUUGAUGUUGAGGUAGGAAAAUUUUCAAAUGAAAGAAAUUCAGUCCUCUUUUGCACAUUCCUCUAAUUGA
This is a messenger RNA of Physcomitrium patens, 2211 nucleotides long. Its product is annotated as GATA transcription factor 21. Gene Ontology annotation, molecular function: zinc ion binding; sequence-specific DNA binding. The record is from RefSeq and is a predicted model, not a curated record. Gene Ontology annotation, biological process: regulation of DNA-templated transcription. NCBI's taxonomy places the organism in Eukaryota, Viridiplantae, Streptophyta, Bryopsida, Funariales, Funariaceae.